This is a messenger RNA of Diorhabda carinulata, 3785 nucleotides long. RefSeq names its product GATOR complex protein NPRL2 (gene Nprl2). The coding region runs from base 322 to 1494 and encodes 390 amino acids. The transcript has 5 exons. Gene Ontology annotation, cellular component: vacuolar membrane; GATOR1 complex. The record is from RefSeq and is a predicted model, not a curated record. Lineage: Eukaryota; Metazoa; Arthropoda; Insecta; Coleoptera; Chrysomelidae. Gene Ontology annotation, molecular function: GTPase activator activity. Gene Ontology annotation, biological process: negative regulation of TORC1 signaling; positive regulation of autophagy; cellular response to amino acid starvation.
AGUUUUAUAUAUGAUAAUGAACGAUAAAUAUUUACUUCCUAAAAUAUGGUUACUGUCACAUGAAUAACUGUAGUUUACUCAUACUUUUUAAAAUUUUUGAAAUCACUAUGGUGUGUGUAGGUAGGAUUCACUAUGUGAAGCAGGUGUGAGUUUAAUUAAUAAAUGUCAAACGCACCUGAGGUAGUGACAGGAGAAUUUCGAAAUAUUUUGUUAUAUAUGAGAUUCGUAUCAUGUUUUUGUUUAUCCCGUUUAUUUAAAUUUAAAAUUCAAUAUAUAUCAUCUCAGUAUAUUUUGUGAACGAAAUUUAUUUUCAUAUUUGUAAUGGAUGUUGAAACACAAUUUAAAAAAACACGUAUAGAAAAUAUUAGAAUUGAUGGACCCAUUCGUUGUAUAUUUUUUUGUGAAUUCCAUCACACUGCCGGUCCUAUAAUAUCGUGUCAAGACCCAGAAAAUUUUAUUUCCAAAGAGCUGUUUGAUAGUAUUAGCGUAUAUAUUAUAACUAAAGCAGAAUUACAAAGAAGUGUUAUUACAGUGACACUUCAAAAUUAUAAAAUUCUUGGUUUUCCCAUUCGUAUAGAUGAUAAAGAUAAAUAUGUAAGAAAUGCAUUCCAUUUUAAUUUAUGCUUUGUCUGUGACAGUGAUGCUAGAACUGUACAAUACGAAUCAGUUGUCCAAAAAUUUUCAGAUUAUUUAGUAGCAAGAGAAAUGGAAAGUAGUUUCUUAUCACAAGGCAAAGUUAGUACAAAACUGGCACCACUUUUAGCUCAAGUUAAAGAAGAACUCAAUACAAAAGGUGAAUGUGCUCUAAUAGAGGGAGCAACAACAACACAUUUAAAAGUAUGCAGAAUACGAUUAGAUCCAUCACCUGUUAAGGAUCAUCAAGUACCUAUAUUUAUCAAGGAAAUUUCUGAACAGCCAUGGGAUCUAACUACUCAACAAGUCACUCCUUAUAUUGAUGGAUUUAAUCAUAUUGCCAAGAUAGCGUCCCUCUCAGAUGUCCAGAAUAAUUUGGUAAAAGCUUGUAUACAGAAUUUGGUAUAUUAUGGAGUUGUUGCUUUAGUACCAUUGUUUCAAUAUGGAAACGUAUAUUGUACAACUCCAAAAUUGAAAAUGAUGGCACAGGACCUUGAGUUACAGUGUAAAUGUCUAAAUUAUGUUACAAAAUCAAAACGUCAGUUGCCGACUGUAAGAGAUGUGUUUCGUUUAUAUGCAGCUAUGACUAGAGGGACUACUAUACGAGAUCUCUGCAUCAGAUUCAAUCCAUCCAAUCUAAGAAUUAACGAAAGGAAAUUGGUACAAUUUGGAGUUUUAGAAGGUAUAAUUCGUAGAGUUCAUAAAUACCCCGUGCUUUUAACAGAUGAACCUGACGAAUUAGAAAAAAGUCUUUCCGGGGAGUCGAGUCUUGAUGAACUCUGUUGUUCCAUUGGGGUUGCUUCACAACAACUAGAAGAUCAAUUGGAAAGGGAUCAUAAUGUUAUGUUAUUAUGGAAGUAGAUUAAUUCUUAUUAUGAAUAAUUUUCUGUGAUAGCUAUAUAUAUAUAUAUAUAUAUAUAUAUAUAUAUAUAUAUAUAUAUAUAUAUAUAUAUAUAUAUACGUUGUAAAUUUAUCACAAUUAACAUGCGUUGUUAUAUAUAAAGUGAUAGGAGGCUCAGUAUAUCCAUAUAGUUUGCUACAGUUUAAAUGAGACUUAGCCAUCCCCCUUUUAAUAACAAGGAAAAAUUAAAUACAUAAGACAAAUUAUAAUAACCAUUUUUUUAAUAUUACACAUUUUUUUUUAUCCAGUGUAUGCCAAUAUUAAACAGACCAAUAUUGGUAGAUGUAGGAUAGUGUGUUUAUCGAAAUUUCUUAAGAAAUGUUUUGAAAUCCUGAUAAAUCAUAUAUUAUCUGUUGCUUUAUGUUCAUUGGCUCUAAUUGUAAAUUCUUGCAAAUAAUGCGGAUCUUUUUGUGUUUGAGACUAUUAUUUGUAAUAAACAUUCCUGAUUUUUUAUACUAGAUGGCAACAUUAGUAGCAAUAGCAGAAUGUAUUUGGAAGUUUAAGGUUUUAACGUGACCGACAUUGCCUACUGACCGCCAUUCCCCCAUCUUACCCUAUUUUUUUUUCGCUUCUACAUGGCUAUUUCUUACUUCUAGUAUAGCAGUAUCGUCUGCAAAGGUAUCUAAAGUGACAAGUUCAGAGUAGACUACCUCUUGUUUAAUUCUGUGUCUGUGUGUUACUGUGUAGGAAAGUACACCAUCAUUUCAAAUUUCAACUCUUUAUGCUAAACUUUACCAAAUACCACGUCAAGAAAUAUUGUGGAAGAGCCUUUUUUUCUGCUAGCGCCUUUUCUGUUACAUUUGUAAUUUGGUGGACCUAAUCGAUGGUUUAGUGGUUUUCUCUAAACUCAAACUGUUGAGAUGGGAUCAGAUUAUACUUUUCUAUAAUGGGUUUUAGGUUGUAGGGAUCAUAUCUUCCACAUCAAUGCUAUAUAUUUUAGAUUUUACACAUUAAUUAGAUGUAUCAGUGUAACUGUUGCUUUUCUUGGUGGUUGCCUUAGGACUUUACCAGUAAUGUGAUCAAAUUCGGGACGUUUUCAAGAAUUUAUGUUUUUUCUAAUCUCUUUUAUAAUUUCUUUAGGAGAUGUCAGCUGAAUCUCUGCUUCUUCUUCUGCCUUUCCUUGGUCAAUAUUAUCAUCUUCAUUUGACUGAAUACUGUCCUGUAGAUGUUGCAAAUCUAUCAGCUCCUUUUAAUUAUUUUUUGCCCAUAUGCCAUUGGUGGUAUUUGUAUAAUAGACUUUCCAUUGCAAAUAGUCUGUGCUGGCAUCAUUUGUUAAUUCAUUUAGGUAAGUAGUAUUUGAUUUAUUUUUACCCUUAGUGAUAUCUGAAUAGCAUUAUUUAGACUUCGUCCUCUCAAUAGAGGCUCUAUAUUGAUUUCAUUUAGUUUUCUCUUUUCAAAGAUUAGGUUUUUAAUUUCUUGUGGAUAGUUGUUCCCUUUUGUUAUCUGUCUAAAAAGAGGUGUAUUGUUGUAUUUGUUUAACGAAUAAUUCGAUCUCUGUAUCUAGAUGAUCCUUAUUUAUUAAAGGUACUGCUAAAUCAAUUUCUUCUUCUAAUUCUCACAUAAAACUAAGCCAGUCUGUUAGUUUAUUUAUCAAUUUUGGAUUAUUUGUUUACUAUGAUCUGAUUUGAGGUCCCAUCCUUCUUCAAUUUGUUUAUAGCUUAAUGAUAAGUUUCUUAUGAUAAAGAAAAAACAUUUUGUAGUUUUCCAAAUUAUUUAAUUUCUAUACAUCGUAUAAUCAUAUAAAUGUAGUAUUUAUUGUUUAUAUAUACAAUAAUUGAAGAGUAAAAAGGUAUAAUUCUAAUGGAGAUUUGAAGUGAUUACAUGCAUUGGAGUGUUUUCCUUACAGGUUUCUGUCAAUUGGUUGACACGAGAUAAUAUUUAAAUUAAUUAAAACCGACUAUGACUACAAAAUUAUUUACGUGACUUUCUACACAACUAGAACAUACUGAACUAACAUAGAUUAUCACAAUCAUAUACUAUCAUGUUACAUAUACUAAGUUGGUCAUAAUUAGUAUAUUACCAAGUAAUUGUGGUACCAUGUAAUUGUUAUUUUAAUAAAUAAAAUAAACUGAUAGAUGUCGCUGAGCAGUUAAUUGUGUUCGAAACAUUUUUUCUUUUUAAAUACAAUAAAUUCAAUAUAAUAUAUCCGAGUUUCUGUAGCAUUACACAAUUGUAUUUUUUUUUUAAAACAUUUGUAGUCUUUAUUGUAAAAAUAAAAUUUGUAUAAUAAAAUUACUGAUAUAAGUGGUGA